CUAGGAACCUCGCGGUAUCUCUGGUUUAUCCGGCCACCUUGGAAUAACGGGUCAACCCAGGCAAUCGUCCCUCCAAGUUGCUUCUCCAAAAGAUUUCCCACAACCGCCAGACCGGCUGGACCGGCUCCCACAACGACAGCAGCACAUCUCUGGGGUUGAGCCAUCCUCAAAAUGCUCAUAUAGAUGGGGUGGAGAAAAUAAUAGCAGAAAGUCAGGAUAUCACAAAUUCACAGGGCUGAAAAAAGGGUGGUUGUGACAAUCUAAGUGUUGAUCUCAAAAGAGCGGGAGAGGCAUUUAUGGGGAUGGGAGUCAAAACGCCAGGGGAGCUGGGUCGUAUUGCCGGCGUAAUUCUCGGCGAAACAGGCGAACGAGAAUCAAGGCCAUGUUUUGGCGGGAGAGGGGAAGCCACGAACACAACACCAUGAAUGACCGCUGAGAAUGGGAUAGCCGAGUACCCCGAUGGCCUAGAUAGGAUAGGCAGAUGGGAAGAUAGCCGAUCAGCCAGUCAAUCCGCUCCAAAUUCGAGUCACAGCGCAGGAAAACUGCGCAGAAACAGAAGUCUCUCGGGCGAGAUAACGCAUGAUGCCUCCGCCACGGCCGGUCAGGCGGUGAUAACCGCACUGCUCACUGGUCACACUGAGUGUAUCACCGCUUCUCGCACGACUGACCGGUUGUUGCGCAAUCCAAUGUGGCCAGCCCCACCCGGAUUCGCUCCUGGAACAUCCUGGGCCGCUUUCCGUCGGCCGUCACAUUCUGUCGUCUUGGCUGGGAAUGAAGGAGGGCCGCAAGGCGUAGAGGAGUCGGGGGGAAGGUCACCGUCAAGUAGGGAGCAACAUUGAGCUCAUGUCUGGUCAAUUGACGGGACUGUGUCUUCCAGUUUGGUCCAAAGAGGGAAGACAAA
This is a messenger RNA of Aspergillus eucalypticola CBS 122712, 901 nucleotides long. RefSeq lists its product as uncharacterized. The transcript has a single exon. NCBI's taxonomy places the organism in Eukaryota, Fungi, Ascomycota, Eurotiomycetes, Eurotiales, Aspergillaceae. The record is from RefSeq and is a predicted model, not a curated record. The coding region runs from base 426 to 839 and encodes 137 amino acids.